Molecule: messenger RNA, 3768 nt
Organism: Closterium sp. Naga37s-1
Lineage: Eukaryota; Viridiplantae; Streptophyta; Zygnematophyceae; Desmidiales; Closteriaceae
Source: the annotation of a GenBank genome assembly
AUGACCGCGGCUCUCGCUGCCGCCGCCAAGGCAGCGAUCCGGCCGCGCGCACCGCGGCGGCAGGUGAUUCAGCUCACGGACGCGGCGGCCGAUCGGAUUCGCGAGCUGCUGACGAGGCGCAGCAAGGAGUACCUCAAGCUGGGCGUCAAGUCGCGCGGCUGCAGCGGCAUGAGCUACACCCUCUCCUACGCCGGUACGCGCCGCGCGCUCGCACUCUCAAGGACAGGGGAAGCGCACGGCGCGUACCGGCGCAAGGACAUGGCUUUUCGUCGGAUUCAGGGGAAGCGCGUUAGGGGUCACUUGCGGUGUCGUGCCUUUAACUUAGCAGAUCAGAUGAAGACGCUCGUAAAUUCCUCUCCGUACGUCGUUCCGUUCUUGCCGCUUAUGACGCGUAAAUGCACACACCAGAUCGUCAUUCCGUUUCAGAGGCCAUUCCGCUCGUCAUGCCUCAAUCUCCCAUUCUCCGUGUCCCAUGGUCGGCUUCACUCGCUUUCUGCCCGUUGCCGUGUGUGUGCGCGGCGGUGUGCAGACGAGCCGGGGCGGUUCGACGAGGUGGUGGAGGAGAAGGGCGUGCGAGUGGUGGUGGAGCCCAAGGCGCUCAUGGCCGUCAUCGGCACCACCGUCGACUUCGUACACGACCGCCUCAAGUCGGAGUUUGUGUUCGGGCGCGGAGUGACGCCUCCUCAGCAGGCAUUGCAGGAUCAACUUGUACAGGGGUGGGGUGCAGUGAGUGCAUUGAGCAGUGCUCAUUGGCAGCGAGAGCGCGAUCGCGGUUCCGCUGGUGCGCAAGUGCAUGCAGCAGCGGCCGCGCCUCAAAGUGCUCUUCACCCAGCGCCCUCGCGCUGUACCCCCGCUUGCCCUCCCCCUCUCUCUAUCCCUUCCUCUCUCUUCACCACCCGCAACGCCCUCGCGCUGUACGCGCCUGCUCGCCCUCCCCUCCCCCUCGACCACUCAUUACCCCACUUCCCCUCGUCCCGCCUCUCCCUUUCCCUCCUUCCUCCUCUCUCGUCCCCACCGGCCUCUGCAUCUCGCUUGCUCGUUUCCUCCCGCGUCCACCCAUCUGGUCUGGGUCCUCACUUUCGCAUCAUCCUGCGUCCACUCAAACGCGUUGCCUCGUUUCCCCCUAGGACCGCUCCCUUGUGUCUUCCCUCUCACGCUCUUGCUCCUUCCCCACUCCUGCAACUACCUUGCAUAUUUUGCCGCCCCUUCCCCGCGCCGCUCCCAUACGCCCCUUCACCCUGCGCCCCUCCCAUACACCCCUUCACCCUGCGCCCCUCCCAUACACCCCUUCCCCCUGCGCCCCUCCCAUACGCUCCUUCCCCGCGCCCCUCCCCCACGCCCUCCCCUGCGCCCCUCCCCUCUGCGCGUCUCCCCUCUGCCCCUCCCCUGCGUCCCUCCCCCUUUCGCCCCAUGGCAGGUCGGUUGUCUCCAAAGCCUUUUCCAAGACGCAUGUCAUAUGCCAGGUGUGUCCUCAUGCCACGUCUGCCAGAUGUCAGAUGGGUCACAUGCCACGUGUGCCAUAAGCCUCGUGAGCCACAUGCCACAGCGCCAGUGGACGCGCCAGCAGCGGUGGAGCGCUUCCUGGUGCACUGGCAGCCCAACGCGGCGGUGUUCAUGGAGCAAGAGCUCUGGCCCAACCUCCUGCUCUCGCCGCGCCUGCUCCAAGUGCCCAUUGCGCUGCUCAACGCGCGCAUGACCCAAUCAACGUUUGACAGGUGGCACGCCAUGGAUGGGCUCUUCCUCCCUCUCGUCUCCGCCAUGAUUGGUCGAUUCGCCCUCAUCACCACCACUAGCACGGAGCAGGGGCUACGGUAUCAGCGCCUGGGCGCCAACCCCAUGCUCACACGCUACACUGGCAACCUCAAGUUCGCCGUCCUGCAGGUGGCGGGGCUGCUCAUAAUCAUAACCUCCGCCUGCCCACAUGCCUCGCACGGACCCACCCCGUCUACCCCCUCCACCCCCCUUUCCCCCCCAGCCAUCCUGCGCGUGCAUCGCAAUCUGAAGCACCGAGUGGCGGGGCUGCUCACUGUCAUCGUGCCGCGCGACCCAAGCAGAGGGGCGGCCAUUGGCAAGCCAGCAGCUUAUCCGCCCAUCUUCUUGCCCUCCUUUGAACACCCCUUCUCCCCCCUUCCCUUUUGCACCCUCCGCCCUCUCCCUGUUGCUUUUAUUUUCUUCCCACCCUCUCACCUCCUCGUCGUGCCCCGCCGUCUCCUCUCCACAUCCCGCCUCCCAGCUCUCUCCUUCUCCCACCUCCCGCGCGGCGCAAGGCUGUGGCACGCCCAGUCCUUUCAAAAGAAUCACCCCCCCCCUGUUGCACUCCUCCUUCCGCCCCUCCUCUUCCUUCCCGCCUCUCCCCCUGCACCAGUUCCUGGCAUCGCAGCAGCACCACCCGCCACCACUAAAGCCGGUGCUGUAGCCCCAGACCUCCCAAAAGCACCACCCACCCCUGUUACACUCCCUCCAUCCCGCCUCUCCCACUUGCCCCAGUUCCUGGCAUCGCAGUUGCACCACCCGCCACCAUUGCAGCCAGGGAUGACAGCGGAAGAGGCGCGGGCCAAGCCGGUGAGAGUGGCUGUGCGCUCCCAGGGGCAGGCAGUGACGCCCGACACGGACUUCUAUAUUGCUGAUACCAUUGGUACGUGGGGAUACCAUUGGUACGUGGAGAUACCAUUGGUACGUGGGGAUACCAUUGGUACGUGGGGAUACCAUUGGUACGUGGGGAUACCAUUGGUACGUGGGGAUACCAUUGGCGAGCUGACGCUGCUCUACUCCAUCAUCCCGCUCGCCUUCGUGGGGGGCUCGCUGCUGCCCGGUCUGGGCGGCCACAACAUUGCUGAGCCUGCCGUCUCCUCCUGUGCCGUCCUCACCGGUCCCCACCUGGGUCACUUUACCUCUGUGCUGCAGCAGCUGCAGCAAGUUGCGCCCCUCUCUGUGUGGCAGAUAUGCCUCCCGCUCUGUGUGUCCGAGCUGGCUGUGAUGACCCUAUCACAGCCAGUCACCUCGUCUGAGGUGGAACGCUACUGGUCCGCCCUUGCUCGUGUGCAGAGGCGGGACCGGAACCGCCUGGCCGCCACAAAGAUGACUGACGUCACCUUUGUGGCGUUCACCAGGCGGGCACGUGAGGCUUUCGAUCGCAGGCAGGUUGUGCGUGAGAACCUGUAUCGUGACCUGAGCGAUGGCACACUCAAGGACGGCUGCCCCGUUCCCCCGGUCGCGCCAGAAGUUGAGGAAGAGGGGGCUGAAGUAGUGGAGGGAGAGGAGGAAGAGUGUACCACCACCAUUAACUGGGCGGAGUUCGGUAGCAUUGGGAAGAAGAGCAGGAAGAGGAAGGCGGGUCCGGGAGAGUCCUCCAAGAGGAAGAGGAAGAGGAAGGGGAAGGGGAAGGGGAAGGGGAAGGGGAAGGGGAAGGGCAAGGGCAAAGUUUCUGGCAGGGUUGUGAGGAAGGGAAAAGCUGCAGAGUGGGGGGAGGAGGAGGAGGAGGAGGAGGAUGACGAGGAGGAGGAAGAGGAGGAGGAGGAGGAGGAGGAGGAGGAGGAGGAGGAGGAGGAGGAGGAGGAGGAGGAGGAGGAGGAGGAGGGGGAGGAGGAGGAGGCGGAGGAGGAUGAGGAGGAGGAGGCUCCGGCGGCGGACAGCAGUGGGCGUGAGGAGGCGGCACCCGCCAAGAACCAAAGGGGCAUUGAUCCGUGGGAUAUCAGCGAUGGUGAUAGUGGGGAGGAGGAAGAGGAUGAGGAGGAUGACGAGGAGGAGGGAGAAGAGGAUCAUCAGUAG